AUGGCUGUCCGCAGCGGUAACGCCUUGACGCCUUUCUCCAUCCAGGCCAUCCUCAACAAGAAGGAGGAGCGCGCUCAGCACUUGGCGGGGCGGCCGCCGCCGGCCACCCCCACCACGCCCGCUUGCUGCUGGAGGCUGUUCGGCGAGAGGGCGGACGCGGGCGCAGCGGACAAGGCUUUGCUGCUGUCCCCGGCCUGCGCCCGGGCUGCGCCGGCGGCGGCGGGGAGGACGAUGGGAGCCCCGGCGGGCUGGGAUUCGGACUCGGCGCUCAGCGAUGACCACGAGGGCGAGAGGCGCUCGGAGGAGGAGGGCACCGGGGUGCAGCAGGGGCCGCCCGGCAACAGCGCCCGCUCCAGAGAGGCCCCUGGUCGGGGGCGGCCUGCGCGGGAGGCUCAGCCCAGGGAUCAGGAGGAAGAGCCCCCCGGCCUCAGUGACAGCGAGAUGUCGGCCAGCGUUUCAGAUCGCAGCCCGCCGGAGGAGGAGGACGGAGGCAGCAAGUGCGAGAAGCUGCUGGCCGGGGAGGAGGAGCAGACGGCCCCCAAGCCGCGGAAGAAGCGCUCGCGGGCGGCCUUUUCCCACGCGCAGGUCUUCGAGCUGGAGCGGCGCUUCAACCACCAGCGCUACCUCUCGGGCCCGGAGCGAGCCGACCUGGCGGCCUCGCUCAAGCUCACCGAGACCCAGGUGAAGAUCUGGUUCCAGAACCGCCGCUACAAGACCAAGCGGCGCCAGAUGGCCGCGGACCUGCUGGCCUCGGCCCCGGCCGCCAAGAAAGUGGCGGUGAAAGUGCUGGUGCGGGACGAUCAGAGACAGUAUCACCCGGGGGAGAUGCUGAGGCCGCCCUCGCUGCUUUCCCUGCAGCCUUCCUACUACUACCCCUACUACUGCCUGCCCGGGUGGGCCCUGUCCACCUGCACCGCAGCCGCGGGGACUCAAUGA
Molecule: messenger RNA, 936 nt
Organism: Emys orbicularis (European pond turtle)
Lineage: Eukaryota; Metazoa; Chordata; Testudines; Emydidae
Gene: NKX3-2
Product: NK3 homeobox 2
Exons: 2
Coding region: 1-936 (311 amino acids)
Biological process (GO): cell differentiation; regulation of transcription by RNA polymerase II
Cellular component (GO): nucleus
Molecular function (GO): RNA polymerase II cis-regulatory region sequence-specific DNA binding; DNA-binding transcription factor activity, RNA polymerase II-specific
Source: RefSeq, a predicted model, not a curated record